Suillus bovinus is the source of this 1023-nucleotide messenger RNA. Its product is annotated as cyclin-like protein. Gene Ontology annotation, molecular function: cyclin-dependent protein serine/threonine kinase regulator activity. The record is from RefSeq and is a predicted model, not a curated record. Lineage: Eukaryota; Fungi; Basidiomycota; Agaricomycetes; Boletales; Suillaceae. Bases 1 to 1023 code for a protein of 340 amino acids. Gene Ontology annotation, biological process: G2/M transition of mitotic cell cycle; regulation of cyclin-dependent protein serine/threonine kinase activity. Gene Ontology annotation, cellular component: cytoplasm; cyclin-dependent protein kinase holoenzyme complex; nucleus. The transcript is spliced from 3 exons.
AUGGAUGUGGAAGAUAUCCAGGAGGACCCUGAGCUCAGUAUCAUAAAUGAGAAAGAGGUCGAUGAAAUGGUGGGUGUACAAGAACAAGUUACUCCAGAGCAAGACAAAUCCACCGUUGCGGUUGCGAAGUCGCCCCGUAUAUGGCCUGACGUGGAUACCGAGCGUGCCAUGAGACAUUAUCGAGAGAUCGCAGAGAUCCAGGAGACGUUUGAAGAUGAAGUCGACUAUCUCGACACAACCAUGGUCUCAGAAUACUCGGACGAAAUUUUUAAAUAUAUGAACGACCUGGAAGACGAUGUGAUGCCGAAUCCUGAUUAUAUGGAUGGUCAGAACGAAAUCACCUGGGCAAUGCGCCAAACAUUGGUCGACUGGCUCCUCCAAGUACACCUGCGCUGGCAUAUGUUACCAGAGACGCUUUGGAUCGCGAUAAAUAUCGUCGAUCGUUUCCUCACGAGACGCGUCGUGUCCCUAGUUAAGCUUCAGCUUGUCGGCGUUACUGCCAUGUUCAUCGCCGCCAAGUACGAAGAAAUCCUCGCUCCCAGCGUCGACGAAUUCGUCUUCAUUACUGAGAACGGCUACACGAAGGAGGAGAUCCUCAAGGGCGAGCGCAUCGUACUGCAAACGCUCGACUUCAAGAUCUCGCAAUACUGCUCACCCUACAGCUGGAUGCGCCGUAUCAGCAAGGCCGAUAACUAUGACAUCCAAACAAGGACGCUCGGCAAAUUCUUGACGGAGGUGACACUCCUAGAUCACAGAUUUUUGCGGUGUAAACCGAGUCUCAUUGCUGCGGUGGGGAUGUACAGUGCUAGGAGGAUGUUGGGAGGUGAUUGGAAUGAGUCAUUUGUGUUCCACUCAAGCUUUGUCGCGGAGCACCUCGAGCCCGGACACCAAUGGAUAUGUGAGAAACUACUCGAAGACAACUUCGCGAGCCAGUACGUCUGCCAGAAAUAUGCCAACAAGAAGUUCCUGAAGGCGUCACUGUUUGCAAUCGAGUGGGCGAAAUCGAACGUGGAUGAAGCCUAG